Schistosoma curassoni is the source of this 425-nucleotide messenger RNA. Lineage: Eukaryota; Metazoa; Platyhelminthes; Trematoda; Strigeidida; Schistosomatidae. The record is from the annotation of a GenBank genome assembly.
AUGAGUCAUCAUUAUUCAAUGCAAUCACAAUUUCUAUCGUCAUCGUCAUCAACAUCAUCAACAUUAUUAUUAACAGACAGAUCAAAUAUUACUCAUUCUAAUACUGAUCUAAUUAUGGGAAAUACUGUUCCGUCCUCUUUUCUUGAAAUGAAUUUAACCCAAACAACAAAUGGUUUAUUAAAUAAUAAUAAUAAUAAUAACAAUAAUAACGAUGUGGAUUUGAAUCGUCAAACUCGUGUAAAUUUAACAGAUGAUAAUUCACAAUGUAAAUCACCAUUAUGGAUACCACCUGUUACACCAUAUACAUUACUUGGUUUAUUAAAACCUCAUUUAACACAAUCUAGUUUACUUGUUAAUAACAAUACAACACAUCAAAUACAACAACAAACAAGUAAUGGAACAAUUAUAAAUACAAAAUUAUGUGA